Coprinopsis cinerea okayama7#130 is the source of this 1383-nucleotide messenger RNA. RefSeq names its product cellobiohydrolase I-I. The record is from RefSeq and is a predicted model, not a curated record. Lineage: Eukaryota; Fungi; Basidiomycota; Agaricomycetes; Agaricales; Psathyrellaceae. Bases 1 to 1383 code for a protein of 460 amino acids. Gene Ontology annotation, biological process: carbohydrate metabolic process. Gene Ontology annotation, molecular function: hydrolase activity, hydrolyzing O-glycosyl compounds. The transcript has 2 exons.
AUGUUGGGCAAAAUCGCAAUCGCAUCUCUCUCUUUCCUGGCUAUCGCCAAGGGUCAACAGGUUGGCCGCGAGGUCGCCGAAAACCACCCCCGUCUCCCGUGGCAGCGCUGCACUCGCAACGGUGGAUGCCAGACUGUCUCCAACGGUCAGGUCGUCCUCGACGCCAACUGGCGAUGGCUCCACGUCACCGACGGCUACACCAACUGCUACACCGGUAACUCCUGGAACAGCUCCGUCUGCUCCGAUGGUACCACCUGUGCCCAGCGAUGCGCUCUCGAAGGUGCCAACUACCAGCAAACCUAUGGAAUCACCACCAGCGGCAACUCCCUCACCAUGAAGUUCCUCACCCGAUCCCAGGGAACCAACGUUGGCGGCCGUGUCUACCUCAUGGAGAACGAGAACCGCUACCAGAUGUUCAACCUCCUCAACAAGGAGUUCACCUUCGACGUUGACGUCUCCAAGGUUCCUUGCGGUAUCAACGGUGCCCUCUACUUCAUCCAGAUGGACGCCGAUGGUGGCAUGAGCUCUCAGCCCAACAACAGGGCUGGUGCUAAGUACGGUACCGGCUACUGCGACUCUCAGUGCCCCCGUGACAUCAAGUUCAUUGACGGCGUGGCCAACAGCGUCGGAUGGGAGCCCUCCGAGACCGACUCCAAUGCUGGAAGGGGUCGCUACGGCAUUUGCUGCGCCGAGAUGGAUAUCUGGGAGGCCAACUCCAUCUCCAACGCCUACACCCCUCACCCUUGCCGAACCCAGAACGAUGGUGGCUACCAGCGCUGCGAGGGCCGCGACUGCAACCAGCCUCGCUAUGAGGGUCUUUGUGAUCCUGAUGGCUGUGACUACAACCCCUUCCGCAUGGGUAACAAGGACUUCUACGGACCCGGCAAGACCAUCGACACCAACAGGAAGAUGACCGUCGUCACCCAAUUCAUCACCCACGACAACACCGACACUGGUACCCUCGUCGACAUCCGUCGCCUCUACGUCCAAGACGGCCGUGUCAUUGCCAACCCUCCCACCAACUUCCCCGGUCUCAUGCCCGCCCACGACUCCAUCACCGAGCAGUUCUGCACUGACCAGAAGAACCUCUUCGGCGACUACAGCAGCUUCGCUCGUGACGGUGGUCUCGCUCACAUGGGUCGCUCCCUCGCCAAGGGUCACGUCCUCGCUCUCUCCAUCUGGAACGACCACGGUGCCCACAUGUUGUGGCUCGACUCCAACUACCCCACCGACGCUGACCCCAACAAGCCCGGUAUUGCUCGUGGCACUGCCACCACGUACGGUGGCUCUCCCCGCGACACUGAGCAGAACCACCCCGAUUCCCAGGUCACUUUCUCCAACAUCAAGUUCGGUGACAUCGGCUCCACCUUCUCCGGCAACUAG